AUGUCGAAAGAUUUGGAAGAUUUGAAAGAUUUAAACGAAAUGAAUUCCAACAAUGAAGAAGUUAAUGACAAAAAUUUUGAUUUUUUCAGUAAAAAAAAGGAUGCACCAAAUUCAGCAAAAAAUUCAAAAUUUUCAAUUCGUGAUAUCCUGAACAGUGAGAAUUCUUCGAAUCAAACUGAUAUAAAAGUGCCUCAUCGAAGUAAUCAGCCAAUAGUACACCAUCGUAAUCUCAUUUUACCGCCUUUUGUUGAUAUGUUACAUAAUGAGUUUUCAUGGCACCCGCUAUGGCUAUCAACGAAUUAUUCCAUAUCAGCAGCACAACGAAAUCGCAAUCCAUUAAUAAAUACUGCGAAACAAGCAGACCUCGUGAAUUUAUUCGGCUAG
Molecule: messenger RNA, 384 nt
Organism: Dracunculus medinensis (Guinea worm)
Lineage: Eukaryota; Metazoa; Nematoda; Chromadorea; Rhabditida; Dracunculidae
Source: the annotation of a GenBank genome assembly